UUUUCAAACUUCCCUAACGUCCUUAUAAAUCAUAUGCUACUAUUCCUCUUCUUUUUCCCGGAGCUCCCCACGCCGAGCACCCCACAGACUGUAGAAUACGUGCCGGCUAGCAUAAACGGGCCCCACGGAUGUGCGAAUUAUGGGCUUUGUACGGAUGUUACUACUACUUUAGUCAGUUCUACAAAUAUCUCUGUGAUCUACGAAUAUGGUUGUGAUCCGGAUAACUGCUAUUGUCUGGAAGGGACAACGAAUGGCACGGAGCCGUGUGAUACUAUCGAAGAUCAAUGCGGUAACAAUCCUUGCGGAGACCCCAAGUAUUUCCUAUGCACUUCAAAAAUCAAGAGCUACAGCUGUAGCUGUAAGCCUGGGUUUACUGGAAAUGACUGCAAAUCUGAACUUGGCUCUGCUUGUGCUACGUCACCAUGUCGGUCUGGUGCCACGUGUGAAAGUGUGGACAAUUCCACCGCUGGGUACAAGUGUAUUUGCAAGUGGAAUCAGAUGGGCGAAAAUUGUGAAUAUGACAAUUUUUGUGCGAAUCCGCAGUGCCAAAAUAAUGGAAAUUGUUCGAUGGUGGUGGACAAUGCAAAUUGGAUAUGCUCCUGCCCUCCUGGAUGGCAAGGAAGGCGUUGUGAAACCCCGGAUACCGUAACUACCCCACCUGUCUGGGAUGGUUGUUACAAGUACAAUUUCCAAUCUAUUGGCGCAACUACAACUAAAUUCAGUGAUAACCAGCUGACAGUUGAUAAGUGCAACAAGUACGCUCUACAGCAAAGCUCGGACACUGUAACUAUGAAUUACUUAACCCUUUGUGGAGGAUUCUGCAUGGUUUCGGAGGGCCCACUUUGCAAUGACACCUCAAAUUGGGACGAUGACUGCAAGAAAAAAUGCGGAGGAAACAAUAAUGAGUUUUGCGGAGUGUUAAACAAAAGAUGUAUAGUUUAUGAGGCAGGAACUGCUGAAGUUGACGAAAACGCUUGCGACAACUCCACCUUCUGCAGUGCGGACCUGGGUCAGGGCCUGUGCAUCAACUGGCAAAGUGACUUCACAGAUGGCUACGCUUGUAUCUGCAAGCCACUUUGGACCGGAAGAAAUUGUGAGAAUCCGGUGCCAGAAGCAUGCACGCCGAGCCCAUGUCUGAACGGGACAUGUGUGCUCAAUGACCAAUACAAUAAGUUCACAUGCGUCUGUGAUGAUGGAUUUUUUGGCGAUAAGUGUCAAUACUCCGAUAUUUGCACCUCUGCCACGUGUCUUUACGGUGGUACCUGUACUGAACUAAACAACGGCGACUACAAAUGUGACUGCCUGUUGCAGUAUUUCGGAAAAAAUUGUGAAGUUAUAAACCGGUGUGACUAUGGUAAGCCGUGUAACAAUGGUAAGUGUGCUUCUACAAUAGAUGGAAUCACUACAAACUACACGUGUACCUGUGAUGAUGGAUGGACCGGCACGAAUUGUGAUACAAUGAUCGACUUCUGCAUCCCAAACCCCUGCUCCUACAACAGCACCUGCAAACCAAAGUUCAAGGGCUACGACUGCACCUGUAUCACAGGCCUAACCGGCGUCAAUUGCUCUACAAUAAUUGAUCUAUGUGUCCCGUAUAAGGAUUCAACGGGGAAAUGGAUCAAAACGCCGUGUAACUCGAAGGAUGACAUGGCAAAUUGCACAAAGGGAAUUAAUACUUUAACGUGUAGCUGUGGGGACAAGUGGACGGAUACCUUGUGUGAUUUGAAUAUCUUAAUCAAAGACGUUCUCAUGGCAAUCUACGGAUACGUGGAUCUUACCAUGAUUUCUCUUCUGAACGAUCUCAUGCAGAACCCGUCACAAAUCAAGGAUAUGGUGCCGUUUAUCACAGGAUUGCUUACGGAUAGUGAAAGAUCAGAUCUAAGCUGGGAUGCCGGGGAUUUGUUCAAUUGGAUAGCCUUUGAGGAUCAGAGAUUGGACUUGAAUCGAGACAUUCAUAAAUGGAAUGAUGUUGUACUGGGUAACUGCUUCACUUUUAACCACCGCGACCGUAACUUCACCUACCGAUUGAGGAGCUCCGGUAGGCAUGGAGGAAUCCAAGCAUUCAUGAAAACCCGGCAAGACGAGUAUGCACCAUGGUACGAUACCGCGGCGAUUAACGUUUUCAUUCAUAACCGCGAUGAUUAUGUGUUCUCCGAGUCUGUCAGGUACAAUGCACAGCCAAAUGCCCAGUCGACUAUGAAUAUUUUCAUGACAAGAUACACCAGGCUCGGGGGAAGAUAUGGAAAGUGUGUGAAGAAACCGUCGGAGGUCAAGAACUACUACUAUCCGGGAGCUUAUACCACUGAUGGCUGCCUCCGAACAUGCUACCAAGACCGUAUGAAGCAAGAGUGCAACUGCAUGGACCCCAGGUACCCCCAGGCGCCUGGUAACGUGACGUCAUGUCAGUUAUCCGAGCGGAGUUGUGUUACUGUAGCGUCAGAAGCCGCCGGGGACCCAUCGAAAUGGUGGGACUGUGUAUGCCCACUGCCAUGCUCGAAUCAAGAGUACUCGGUGACUUGGAGCAAGGCGAAUUUUGUGAACUUGCCAAUAAUUUGCGGGAAGUCAUCUGACGUGUCAACCUGCAAAGCACACUACAUCGAUCAGCUGAUGGUCUCCAUAGUCCUUCCCCAGCUGGAUUUUAAGAUUUAUGCGGAGAAUCCUGCUAUGGAUUUCAACAAGUUUCUGUCCCAGCUUGGAGGUCAGCUGGGUGUACUGAUGGGAAUUAACCUGGUCACUUUUAUAGAAGUCGUGUUUUUGCUCUUUGGACUAUUCACGUUAUGUUGUAAGAAGUAUGGAAAGUGAUUUGGAUUUGAAUUUUGUGUGGAAUAAAUUGUUGAACAUA
Messenger RNA from Caenorhabditis elegans, 2842 nucleotides. RefSeq names its product EGF-like domain-containing protein (gene egas-1). The record is from RefSeq and is marked reviewed. The transcript has 19 exons. The coding region runs from base 34 to 2802 and encodes 922 amino acids. Gene Ontology annotation, molecular function: sodium channel activity; calcium ion binding. Lineage: Eukaryota; Metazoa; Nematoda; Chromadorea; Rhabditida; Rhabditidae. Gene Ontology annotation, cellular component: membrane. Gene Ontology annotation, biological process: sodium ion transport.